This is a messenger RNA of Candida albicans SC5314, 1257 nucleotides long. RefSeq names its product putative glucosidase (gene SUN41). Gene Ontology annotation, biological process: fungal-type cell wall organization. Gene Ontology annotation, cellular component: cell surface; fungal-type cell wall. The record is from RefSeq and is a predicted model, not a curated record. The transcript has a single exon. NCBI's taxonomy places the organism in Eukaryota, Fungi, Ascomycota, Pichiomycetes, Serinales, Debaryomycetaceae. The coding region runs from base 1 to 1257 and encodes 418 amino acids.
AUGAGAUUUUCACAAGCUACUGUUUUAGCCUUUGCAGCUUUAUCGUUAGCUGCUCCAGCUUUUGAAGCUGACAAUAAAAACAUCAAAAGAGAAGAUUGUGACAAAACUUCUUUUCAUGGUCACCACAAACAUAAGAGAGCUGUUGCUUACGACUACGCUUAUGUUACCGUUACUGUUGAUGGGAACGGUAAUCCUAUCACUACUGUCAGUCCAGUUCUUUCUAUUGAAACAAUUGCUAAAUCCGAAGAAACUUCAUCUACUUCAACUUCAAUUUCUUCAACUACCACCAUCGUUCAAAAUGAUUCAUUGACUUCUGAUGAACCAAAAACCCUUUCCCUUCCAUCUGGUACUAUUAAACCAUCCUCAUUUGCCACCGAAUCUCAAUCUCAAUCUCAAUCAUCUUCAACUGGUGGUUCUGGUUCUGGUUCUACCAAUGGUAUUGAAGGUGAUUUGGCAGCUUUUGAAGAUCCAACUGAAGAAUUCGAAGAUGGUGUUUUAUCUUGUAGUGAUUUCCCUUCAGGUCAAGGUGUCAUUCCUUUAGAUCACUUAGGUUUUGGUGGUUGGUCCGGUAUUGAAAAUUCCGAUGGUUCUACCGGUGGUAAUUGUAAAGAAGGUUCUUACUGUUCUUAUGCUUGCCAAAGUGGUAUGUCCAAGACUCAAUGGCCAGAAGAUCAACCAAGUAACGGUGUUUCCAUUGGUGGAUUAUUGUGUAAGAAUGGUAAAUUAUACAAAUCCAGUACCAGAUCCAAUUACUUAUGUGAAUGGGGUGUCAAGAAAGCUAAUGUUGUCAACAAAUUGAGUGAAACUGUUGCCAUUUGUAGAACUGAUUACCCAGGUACUGAAAAUAUGGUUAUUCCAACCGUUGUUGGAGGUGGUAGUACUUCUGUCAUUACCGUUGUUGAUCAAAGUACUUAUUACACUUGGAGAGGUGGUGCUACUUCUGCUCAAUAUUACGUCAACAAUGCCGGUGUUUCUUGGGAAGAUGGUUGUGUUUGGGGUACUCCAGGUUCCGGUGUUGGUAACUGGGCUCCAUUGAAUUUUGGUGCUGGUUAUGCUAAUGGUAUUGCUUACUUGUCCUUGAUUCCAAAUCCAAACAACCGUGAUUCAUUGAAUUUCAAAGUCAAAAUUGUUGGUGAAUCAGGCUCUACCGUUAGUGGAUCAUGUUCUUAUGCAAACGGUAAAUUCAACGGUAAUAGUGAUGACGGUUGUACCGUUGGUGUUACUUCUGGUGAAGCUGACUUUGUCUUGUAUAAUUAG